Molecule: messenger RNA, 1065 nt
Organism: Sinocyclocheilus anshuiensis
Lineage: Eukaryota; Metazoa; Chordata; Actinopteri; Cypriniformes; Cyprinidae
Exons: 2
Coding region: 91-1065 (324 amino acids)
Source: RefSeq, a predicted model, not a curated record
AAGAACAGACUGCAAUAUGUUUACAGCUUAAAAACAAGGAAAGUGAAUCUCCCAACGACAGCUGCACUGAGAGUAACCUGCGGCUCCAUCAUGAAGCGACGUCACACACCUGCAGACACAGUGAAGGAGCGCACUCACACACCGCCGCCGUCACACAGCUCUGCACCUGCAGACUCCUCAGUGAAGGAGCACACUCACACACCGCCGCCGUCACACAGGACACCAGCGACUCAGGCCUCUGUACUUCUUCUGAUGGACUCCAUUGGAAAGAACAUUGAACCCAAGAAACUCUUCCCCAGACAGCGAGUUCUAGCGCUCCACUGCAGAAACACAGAACGCGUUCAUGAACUGCUCACUAAUGAUGAUCUCGGCAGCCCGCAGUGUAUUAUCAUUCAUACAGGUACGAAUGACCUCCAUAGAUUAAAUGAAGGUACAGCCAAGGCAAUGCAUGAGAUGGCAGAGAAAGCCUCACAGACAUUCCCCACUUCACGUGUACUGGUCUCCACCUUGCUCCCACGGCUCGACGUCCCACCCUCUGUGAUCGAUCAGAUCAACGAAGAGGUCCGUCACUCCUGCUCCAGUCUGCCCAACGUGCACUUAGUCCAUCACAGCGCUGUAAGACCAUGGCACCUGUAUGACGGGCUCCACCUGAAUCAGGAUGGAGUCAGGAUUUUUGCCAAAGCUAUCAAAGAUGUUGCCCUUGGACGCUUCCCAACAACCAGCUAUGAAGGAGCAAAAAGAAAUGUGAGAAUGCAGCCGUUCGAGCCAUCUGGACCUUCAUCUCGCUCAAGACCACCACGAGACCUUCACAGACAACCCAGGACUUCAGGAUGGUCUCACAGACAGCAGGAGAGUCAGCUCUACACUGAAGGCAGAUCUUCAGGAGGGUCUCACAGACAGCAGGAGAGUCAGCUCUUCGCUGAAGGCAGAUCCCAGCAGACACGCAACUAUGCCCAGGUACUGUCACAGCAGACGCCCUCAUCAUCCGCUCAGGAACUUCCCAUUAGUGAUAUGGGAGAAAUUAAACGACUGCUAAGCCUUCUCUGCAACAAAAUGCUCAACUAA